Cherax quadricarinatus is the source of this 1697-nucleotide messenger RNA. Lineage: Eukaryota; Metazoa; Arthropoda; Malacostraca; Decapoda; Parastacidae. The record is from RefSeq and is a predicted model, not a curated record.
GGCACCUCUGUUGUACUGUGUGAUGGUUGUGAUGUGGUAUCUUCGCUACGAGUAUGGUCACCUCUUCAACACAAUGUCAACAGUCAUCCUUCUGUUCCUCACUGCUCUGCUUUUAAUUUCUACGUACCUCCUCUACAUCACACAAAAUGUGCCUGAAAAUGGAAAUUCUGCCCAGAUAUGACCACGUCCACAAACUGAUACACAAAGUACAUUAUAUUUUUGGGGUAAAAUGCUUCACUUUUGCAAAUCAUUUGGAUUAGACCAAGUUUCAUGUGGUGAUGGUCAGUAGUAUCUGAAAAUGUAAUUUGAUCUUGCAUUCUACAAAUAGAACAUGCUAAAGAAAUAAUGUAUUUGUUAAAGCUGAUUAUUUUAGAAUUGUUUGUUUACUUUUUUACAGGUUGAUUUUGUAUAUUUGUCUGUUUUCAGUCAACAUCUGUCAGCUGUUAGUGAGGGUAAUUGUUAGAUUUGAGUUCAUAGUGUGCCUCUUUGAAUGGCCUGAAUGAAAUAACGUGUAGAAUAACACAAUCCAGUCUACCUGUUUCUCUCCUUAUUUAUUUUGAGGACUGCCCUGAAGAGAUUGUCUUUAUGUACAGUAUAUGUAAUGAUUCAAGCAGUGUGUCAGUUCAACAUGAUGCAGUUCAUAGGUAAGAAAACGAUUGACAAAUGUUUAGGGGAAAUUCUCCCAGUAAACUCCUUCAUUGAUAAAUAAUCCCCAGAGGAAAUGCCUUCAGUGAUGGAUAAUUCCCUAAGGCAUCACCAUUAGUAAUGGAUAGUCCCCAGAGGCAACACUGUCAGUAAUGGGUAGUCCCCAGAGGGAACAUCAUCAGUAAUGGGCAGUCCCCAGAGGGAAUACCAUCAGUAAUGGGUAGUCCCAAGAGGGAACACCAUCAGUAAUGGGUAGUCCCCAGAGGGAACACCAGUAAUGGGGAGUCCCCAGAGAGAACACCAUCAGUAAUGGGCAGUCCCCAGAGGGAACACUGUCAGUAAUGGGCAGUCCCCAGAGGGAACACUGUCAGUAAUGGGCAGUCCCCAGAAGGAACACCGUCAGUAAUGGGUAGUCCCCAGAGGGAAUACCGACAGUAAUGGGCAGUCCUCAGAAGAAACACCAUCAGGAAUGGAUAGUCCCCAGAUGGAACACCCCUCAGUGAUGGAUAAUUCCCAGAGUGAAGAACACAUCCAGGAAUUAGAGAAAUUACUUGCCAUUUGUUAUUUACUAACAUUGUCUCUGCAUAUUCACUGGAAUGAAAUGAUUUUAGCAACUUAACACCCAGUGGGCAUUUGAUAUUGUUCUGGGCAGGUAACUACAAGUUUUGGCUAAUCUCAGUAUCAUUUGCACCACUAGAACUGUAAGUCCCUUGAUCUGAUGCAAGUUAUUUGGUAAGACUAUUUAAUUCUGUAAUUUUCUUGAUUUGGAUUAAAUUUUUUCCACAUAACUGUAACCAUUCUUUUGUUUUCUUAGAUAUUCUUUGCACUUCAAAUAUUGUACUUGGUUCCCCUCUCAGAAAUAGUGUGAUUAUAUUUUCUUCUCACUGCCCUGUCUUUACUUAUCUCACUUUGUUGCAGUAAUGCAUGCUUUGACAUUUAAAUUUGUUCUUGUCAUUGAAAUUCAAUUAUUACCACACAUGGAUAAAACCAGCAUACUCCAUUGUAUCUCCAAAUUAAAAAAAAAAAAAAAAGGAAUAAUAACUUUUCUUUCA